AUUGUUUUCUAGUUUGGUAAAAUACAGAGUAUUACUUGCGCAUGCACCUGAGAAGAUGGCAAGUCAAUAUAAAACAAGGAAGUUAAAUGUCGCUUGCGAAGGGUGCAUUCUCACCGUUUAAGCACCAUCACUUCUCAAAUUCCUCCAACCUGAGGAUCAGCUCUCUUCAUUCUUAGUAAACUUAUUCAAUGGCUGGUGACAAGAUGCAGGAAGAGGAAAAAGCUCAGAGUUAUACUGCUCCAUAACUUUGGACUAAUCAAUUCUUCAACCUGUAUCUAAGCACUUGAAUUUUUUUUUCUAUAAAACGUACGUUGUGUUAUCCAAUUAUUCUGAUGACUAUUUUCAUUUAUUUGCUUGUUUUUCAGGACUUUUCUCGAUGGUAGAUUAAGUAACUAAAAUAUAUGAAUGAAUCUUGUAGAUAAAAGUUUGAAUUGAUCACUACUUAGAUAUAUUGUAUAGCUAGUUUUGUGAUAAUUCUUUUGACUAUAUGAUCACAGAAUUCCUCUCAACAGCUGAUUCCAGAUAGAUGGCUACUCCAGUAAUGAAUCCAUCAUCAUACUCAACUGUGGGAGAUCCAGCAGAACAGAGUUACUUCCCCAAUGCUGUAUUCUUCACUCCGAUUUUAACAGAAGAUGCAGUGGAGAAAACCUCCCUGUUAGAAGAUUCCACUUUACGGACCGCUGAAAGUUCUUUCAUUGAUAUUCUUGCUGAUAAAUAUCCACUCUCAACGACUCUUCCCUGUCCUAGUGCUUCUGCUUACAACUUGGUCCAGUCCGACUUUAUCUGUGAUUUUGCCAGGGGCGAAUUUAGUUGCAUGCUAUAUCCACAAGUAGUUGAAAAUGCCCCUCAGGACUAUCCGCAGCCUACUUUACAAUCAUUCAGCCCUGAGAGCUUCUUUAGUGAGGCUGAUGCACGGGUACUUUUUCCGGUGAAUAAAUCUUUAGUUCCAGAUUUUCUAGCUCCGGACAUUUUUGAUAAGAGUCUGCCUAAUUUGCAAUUUAUAGAGGGUGGGGUAAAGGAAAGUCAGAAAUUGAUUGCAUAUGGUGAUCAUAUGAGUUCUGAGGAAGAAACUCGGUCAGUGGCAACUGAGAGGGAGAACAGUGAUAAAAUGGAUUACUCGUUUUGCAAAAGAAGGGAGGUUGAUCACCAAAGUCGUGGUAAGGGAGAAAUUGGUCGUGAGCAUGGGAGACUUGUUUAUCCUGAACACUUUGAGCAACCUGAAAUGUUUAUAAAUGAUGUUUCUGCUACUUUAACUGCUGAUAUAGGCUGGCAAAAUGAACCUGCAGCGAAGAUAAUGAAUAUCUGUGGAAAACCAAAAGAAAAAGGAGCUGGAACAAAACAAAGGAGUAGAAGUGUUAAUAAAAGAAAACUGGUCGAUUUGAGAACUCUACUGAUUCAGUGUGCUGAAGCCGUAGGAGGCAAUGAUUUCAGGAAUGCAAAUGAUUUCCUGAUGCAGAUUAAGAAUCAUUCUUCACCUUUUGGCAAUGCAUCACAAAGAAAGGCCCAUUACUUUACCAAAGCGCUUGAAGCACGCUUGGCUGGCAGCGGAAGUGAGGAAUAUGCAGCUCUUGUAUCAAGCAGAAUUCCCACUGCAAAUAUAGAAGCAUGCAAAUUGCUACUUUCAUCUUGUCCUUUCAUGAAGGUAUCAAAUUUCUUGGCCACCGAGAUGAUUAUGAAACUAGCCAAGAAAGCAACUAGGAUCCACAUCAUUCAUUUUGGCGUUCCCUAUGGUUUACAAUGGAAAUCACUUAUUCAGCGUCUGUCAACAAGGCCUGGUAACCCCCCUAUGCUUCGCGUCACAGGAAUAGACCUUCCUCAGGUGGGAUUGGAGUCAGCAGCAAGAGUUGAGGAAACCGGACAUUUCUUAGCAAAUUGCUGUCAGCAUUUCAAUAUCCCUUUCGAGUACAACGCCGUAACAAAAAAAUGGGAAAGUAUCCAAUUGGAGGACUUAAAGAUUGGCAGAAAUGAGGUGAUUGUAGUUAACUGCUUAUACAGGCUAAGGCAUCUAUUAGAUGAGACAGCCGAUUUGAGCAGUCCCAGAGAUACUGUUCUGAACCUGGUAAGGAAACUUAACCCUGAUAUUUUCAUUCAUGGCAUUGUUAAUGGUUCCUACAAUGCCCCCUUCUUUGUUUCACGUUUCCGGGAGGCACUCUACUACUUCUCUACAAUGUUUGAUAUGCUUGAAGAGAUUGUACCCUCUGAAUAUGAUCAGGAGAGAGUGGCACUGGAGGAAAAUAUAUAUCGGAAGGAAAUCUUGAAUGUGGUUGCAUGCGAAGGAUCAGAAAGGGUUGAGAGACCAGAGACAUACAAGCAGUGGCAGGUCCGUCACCUGAGAGCUGGGUUGUUGCAGCUUCCAUUGAACCAGGACAUGCUGAAGAACGCAAAGGCUCACGUGAAAUUGCGCUACCACAAGGAUUUUUUGGUGGAUGAGGACAAGAAUUGGAUGCUACAGGGAUGGAAGGGCCGAAUUCUCUUUGCUCUUUCCUUUUGGAGGCCUGCCAAGAAGCCUUAAGGAACACUUUGUGUAUCUAUUUCCCUGUUAUAAUUAGUUCUAGCUAUAGCUUGAGCAAAUCUAUCAAUUGCACAAUUGCAAUUGAUUCUUGCUCUUUCAGGUGUCUUAU
Durio zibethinus is the source of this 2621-nucleotide messenger RNA. The record is from RefSeq and is a predicted model, not a curated record. NCBI's taxonomy places the organism in Eukaryota, Viridiplantae, Streptophyta, Magnoliopsida, Malvales, Malvaceae.